AUGACUGAUCUCGACGAGCUCAUCGCGAAAGCGAGGGCCUAUCCUCUAACAGUACUGGCUGCAACUGACGGCUCUGUCCCUCAGUCCAACCAGUAUCAGGCGGCUUCAGCUGCUAUAAUCUACAAGGGACAUCGUGAGCUCGAAAGGACUCGCUAUGUCUCUGGCAGAGUUACCGCCCCUGAUGCAGAACUCAAUGCCAUCUCGAGUGCAGUGCGCCUUGCUGUCACGCAGGCAAACUGCCAACAUAUCAUGGUCUUUACUGACUCUAUGGGCUCAGCCCAUAAAGCGGUCGACCCUUCCAUACACUCUGGUCAGGCGUUUAGCCUGUCAGUCUGUCGCGCUCUCCAGGAGUGGUUUGAGGUGGAUGACCUCUGCUGCAUCACCUUUGUCUAUGUCCUAUCUGCUCUGCAGUGGGACAUCCAUGCUGAUGCACAUAAGUAUGCCAGCGAACUUAAAGUCAGGGUCGGACAUCGCAAGACAGACAAUUCCAUAGACACACUUCACUCCCAAGCUGCACAUUCAGUCCUGGAUUCAUGGAGCUCCACUUUCCAGGAUCCAACCUACCGAGGCUCUGAAUUCUUAGAGCUUCAACGGCCUGACGGGCAGCCAAUACAGCCAUCGUACCUCAAUGGGGGUCCUUGGCUUUCAACCUUUGGACACAGUAUCACUGAGUUCGCUCGCGUUUGCUGGUGUAUAACUGGCCACACACCCAUUGGAGUGUAUUACCGUCGCUUCAAGAUCAAUGAGCCUCAUGGCUGCACUUGCGGGGCUGCUCUGCAGUCUCGCCAGCGCGUCCUCUUUCGCUGCUGCGAUCGAUAUUCUGUACAUUAUCCCCGUUUUCUCGGGGAUAUUGCAUCGUUUUUGAAGCACAACCCUACAGUGUUUGGCUUCAGCUGGGACCCUUUGGGGGUCGGAUAA
Molecule: messenger RNA, 918 nt
Organism: Cyclocybe aegerita
Lineage: Eukaryota; Fungi; Basidiomycota; Agaricomycetes; Agaricales; Hemipholiotaceae
Source: the annotation of a GenBank genome assembly